Molecule: messenger RNA, 180 nt
Organism: Racocetra persica
Lineage: Eukaryota; Fungi; Glomeromycota; Glomeromycetes; Diversisporales; Gigasporaceae
Source: the annotation of a GenBank genome assembly
CUCCAUUAUUGUCACCUACAACUUCAGCAUACAAUUAACUUGGAUAAGGCUAGUAAAAAAGAUAUUUAUAAGGUUGAUCAGUUGCAAGUGAUACCACAUGAUAAAGCCAGAUUACCUAUCUCUGUUCUUCCUGUUAUUAAUGAUUUUAAAAUUGUAGAAGAAAACUUAGCUAAAGAACUA